Messenger RNA from Amborella trichopoda, 2724 nucleotides. Its product is annotated as putative protein arginine N-methyltransferase 3. Lineage: Eukaryota; Viridiplantae; Streptophyta; Magnoliopsida; Amborellales; Amborellaceae. The record is from RefSeq and is a predicted model, not a curated record. Gene Ontology annotation, biological process: chromatin remodeling; peptidyl-arginine methylation, to asymmetrical-dimethyl arginine. Gene Ontology annotation, molecular function: histone methyltransferase activity; protein-arginine N-methyltransferase activity. Gene Ontology annotation, cellular component: nucleus.
CCGUUGAUUAGAGGGUUUAUCCGCAGUUUCCAUACACAACCUCGCACGAUAGUCCAAACUUCACACACGAUCUCGCACGAUACUCCAAGCUUCUUCUCAAGUUGGGAAGAAGAUUUUAGGGUUUAAGCGUUCUGCACUUAUGGGUUUCAGGGUUUCAAGGUUUCAGGGAAUUCCGGCUUAAGGUUAAAGGUUUCAGAUAAUUGGGGUACAUGUGCUUUGAGCUUCUAGGGCGUCUAGGUUUCAGGGAAUCAGGGUUUCAAUUAACUGUUCAGGGUUUAUAGGGUUUUGUUAGCUCUGAAUCUAAUGGCAAGGCCUGUCAAAGAAGAGGAGGAAGAAUCUGAAGAUGAAGAAAUAGAAGAAGAAGAGCAAGCAGAUGGUUGGAAUGACUGGGAAGCUGGGGAUGAAGAUUCUGAAGCAGAAUUCCUGUGCUUAUUUUGUGACACUAAGUGGAAUUCCAGAGAAGAACUAUUCAAUCACUGUGUCUCUGAUCAUGCAUUUGAUUUCGAAGGAAUCAGGAAGUCCAUGGGUUUAGGUUUUUAUGGCUCCUUCAAGCUCAUCAAUUACAUUCGCUUUAAGGUGGCAUCAAACAAAUGCUGGAGAUGUGGACUUGGCCUGCAAUCAAAGGAAUCUCUUUUGAAUCAUUUACAUGAAGUGGAGAGUUUCAAUUAUGAUUGUUCAGCACCUUGGGGGGAUGAUAAAUAUCUCCAACCUUUCUUGCAAGAUGAUGCCCUAUUGCAUAGUUUUGGUGGUGAUGAUGAUGAUGAUGAUUUUUAUGAUGCAACCUUCUUGCCCGAUGAAAGAGAUCCAAUGGUUGAGGUGGUCAAUGUUGAUGAAGCUCUUAUGAAAAGUGUGAUAGAUGAGGAAGACAUUUUGGAUAUUGUUGCUACUGAAACUGGUGUUCAAAAUGAAAUUAUCAAAGGCAUGGAUGUGCGUCAAAGUUCUCAAGUGCCAUCCAAGAAAUCGAAGGACAAAAGCUUGAAAGUUUCUUUUGCAAAUGUCAUGGCAAGGGAAAUUAAGAAUGUUAAUGAGAGUUACUUUGGGUCAUACAGUUCUUUCAGCAUACAUAAAGAGAUGAUUAGUGAUAAGGUAAGAAUGGAUGCAUACAGGGGAGCUAUUCUUGGUAACCCUACCCUCAUGAACCAGGCAACUGUCAUGGAUGUUGGUUGUGGCACUGGGAUUUUAAGUCUAUUUGCAGCUCAAGCAGGGGCUUCCAGGGUGUUUGCUAUUGAGGCAAGUGAAAAAAUGGCUUCUGUAGCUAAGCGGAUUGCCAAAGAUAAUGGCCUUCUAAAGCAGAAUGGAGAACCAGCUGGAGCAAUCGAUGUGGUGCAUGGCAUGGUUGAAGAACUAGACAAACGAAUAGAGAUUCCACCACAUAGUGUAGACGUGUUAUUGAGUGAGUGGAUGGGGUAUUGCCUAUUAUAUGAAUCGAUGCUCAGCUCAGUUCUUUAUGCACGAGAUCUCUGGUUAAAACCUGGUGGUGCAAUUCUCCCCGACAUGGCAACCAUUUUUGUGGCUGGUUUCGGGAGAGGUGGGACUAGCUUUCCCUUUUGGGAAGAUGUAUAUGGGUUUGAUAUGUCUUGCAUCGGCAAGGAGGUCACUGAAGAUGCUGCUCAGCUUCCAAUUGUGGACAUAGUAGACAGCCAGACCUUAGUGACUGACCCUUGUGUUCUUCAUAUUUUCGACCUGGUGACCAUGAGACGAGAGGAUAUGGACUUCACUGCAAACUUUGAACUAACACCCAAGUCUCAAAACAGUCCAUCAAGCUCUCCCAAUAUGGCAAUUUGGUGCUACGGAGUCGUGCUAUGGUUUGAUACUGGCUUCACCAGCCGCUUCUGCAAAGAAACGCCCACCAUUCUAUCAACCUCUCCUUUUGGCCCUAAAACACAUUGGUCUCAAAUUCUUCUCACAUUCAAAGAACCCAUUGCCCUUUUGUCGGAAAACUCGCUGCAAAAUUCUGAGACUGCCAGAAAAUCUGGCCUGAAAAUCGGUACCGAUGUGGACCCUGCUGUGAAGAUCAUGGGUCGCAUCAGCAUUGCUAGGGCUUCUCGGCAUAGAAGUAUUGAUGCUUCAAUGGAAAUCACAGGUGUUGGCCAUGAUGGUGGUACCCAGACAUUUCCUGUUCAGAUCUUUAACAUGUGAUGAUGGGGUUGUAGAUCAACAGUUCGGGAUUUUCCAUUUCAUUGGGAUCUUGUUUUGGGAGGUGUUGGAUCGAGGGAUGCGAUCAUAAAAGGUGGAAGGUGAUGAUGGUAACAGAGGAAUGUUUGUGAUGAUGGGUUUGUUGGCUAGUUUUUCUUCCCCUUGUUUUGUUCCCUGGAAAUUUGAGCAGUUUAAUUUUGUUUUGUCAUUUUAGCAGCAGGCAUUUUUUUUUUUUGAAAAGAACGGUUACAGGCAUCGAGUGGUGGUUUGGUUCUCAUUUUGAUUUUAUGACUUGUGGGAUUUCAUUAUGGGGUUUAUAUGCAAGGAGUGCAGUUAAGGGAUUUGUAAGAAUAAAACAAAUCAUCGACCUAGCCAUUGGAAGCCAACCAGAGAUGUCUGGUGUGUGUCGUUUCUCGAGCAAUCCCAGCCAUCUAUUGCCGACAUCCAUGGCCGUGGGUAGUCUCUUUGCUCUGCUUCUUAUGUUCUUGCCCCUCGUACUUGAUAAUUAAGGGGAGCUCAACAUCUUUGAUAGACACUGUUUUGUUGAACUACAAAGUAAGUCUUAUGGUAUCUUGGGAUAUGUUUAAA